AUCAAUAACUGGAUGUUAUGCCGGAAUCAUCUGGCAACAUCGUGGAGAUACACAACUCCCUAAAGGCCUCUCUGGGUCGAGGCCAUUCUGAUCUUGACCAAGAUGUUGUGGCUGCAUCAAAAAGGGUCCUGCUUGAAAAUAUUGUAUUUCAGCCUGCUUCAGCUCCAUACACAAUGCAGCGUGAUGCUUUAAAAGCAAAAUAUAUUUCUUUGAAUCCUGUACCAGUGAAAUGGGAGGGAGAAAAAGCACAGCAGCAAAAGGAGCAAACCAGUAAGUGUAUUUAUACUUAUGUCAUGACCCAAUCAGGCAGUCACCAACACCGAGUAGAGAAAAAAACCACAUACAAUUUUUUUCUUUAUGUUAAUAAAUGAUACAAAAAUGUAUAUUAAAAAACUGGCUCUUAAGAAGAAAUAAAAAUAAUUCAGAUUUGACAUAAAACAUUUUUUGAAUAGAUGUGAUAAAUCAAUUUAAAAACUAAUAGAAUAAGAAUUUCUUCGGAGUUGUAUUUUCAUAUUUAUAUUUGUUACAGUCUUUGUGCCUCAUUUAGAAUAAAAAUCUUCAACUGUCCAAAACCAACUUUUAAAAUUUUUUUAACUUCCUUUUUUUUCUCCCUUGAAUUUAUAAUCCAAAAUCAAUUUUUUUUUAUUUCUUAACAGUUAAAGCAAUGAGCAGUCAAUCCAGUAUAGACAAAAAUGGGAAUGAUGAUGGUCUCCCAACACCAAAAAUUAUUCUUUUUCCUGAGGAGAAGGUUAAAAUGGAAUGGACAAGAAUGACACGGAUUGGUGCUGGUCUAGUGAACAUGGGCAAUACAUGUUUCUUUAACUCUACCCUCCAAUGUCUUACAUAUACUGCUCCACUCGUCAAUUACUGUUUAUCUAAUGACCACAGAGAAAAAUGUAUGUUGUACAGAAUACUAUUAUUUAAUUAAGGUUAUAAAUAUAAAUGGAAUAUAAAUAUCUACUCAUGUUGUGGCAAUGUUUAUAUAAAAUAUCUUCCUCAAAAGAUAUUGUUGAUUCUGCCUGAAAAUAAUAUUCUGUUUUCAACCUUAAAAGUGGAAAAGAGACUUAAACUUAAAUGUGUGGAAUUUCGGCUAUAUACACCCUGUAAUAACCAACAAAAAAAAGUUAAGUCUUAUAAAAGCAGGGGGAAAAAAAAGAAAUCUUGAACAGUAUUAAAAUCUUUAUAGCAUCUUUUGAAAAUAAGUUUUAGCCAGAAGUAACUACGUAGUGGAAAAAAUAUCUUUGAUAUCCAACAGACCUGUUUACCCUCAAACCCUUAAAAUCGUACAAUAUCAUCAUAUAAUCGUUCAAUACAUUCUCUUUAUAGAGCAAAAACGUGCUGUAUAUAUAAUGUAUACACCUCAAAAUCGUACAUUGUACGCCAAAAUCGUAAGAGUAAACAGGUCUGAUCCAAUGUAUUUUUAAACGAUAAUUUAAAUUCACAGGACUUGUCGAUAUCUUCUUACUCAAUGUUUUCAUCAAAUAUAGCUCACUAAGAACGAUGAUUUUUGUAGCUGCCUAUAAUAUUACAUAACACUAAUGACUAAUGUUCAGUAUGGUUUAUAUGUGGUAUAAUAUCAACAAAAAAUAAAAUGCCUAAGUAUAACGUCAGUCUAAUAAUAGUGGACAACAUUUAAUAUUUCCUUUUGGGAUAUUCUGCAGGUAAAAAGAAAGAGUUUUGUAUGAUGUGUGAAAUACAAAGUCACAUCAAAAGUUCCUUGGAUUGCGGUGGGAGAUCAAUAAAACCACACUCUAUGCUUCAAAAGUUAAGAUGUGAGUAUUUACUUCAGAAUGUUUGAAAAUCUCUAUAAGUUUGGUUUUAAUUGAAGAAAAUAAGCCCAUAAAACUGUAAAAUGACUGGGGGGAAAAUAUUGCUGUAUUUUCUAUAAAAUAUUUUAGUGGGGCAAUGUUUGCAAUCAAAAAAAGCGUAUGACAUAAUUAUAAAUAAUAUGAUCCUUUGAUUUUUGCUAUCAUAGCUCAAAAUUUAUUUUUUGUUAUUUAAGAGUGUUUAAAACAAUUACAAAAUUACUAGAAAAUCAUUUGUUUCUUCUCACCAUACCUUAUAUUUCUGUGCAACUUACAACUCUUUUGUCGAAUAAUAAUCACUAUUUUUAUUUAAGUGUUCAUUUUAUCCAUUUAAGUCCAAUUUUGUGAUAUCCUUAUUGUUACCAAAUAUUAUAUGCAUGUGACUUGGCCCAGCUAAUAAUUGUUUACACCUACUCAUUUAUUGUAUCCAUGAUGACAUUUCUAAUCCCAUCACCUAGUAAAAUUGACAAUUGUUCCCCUCACACUCCGCUGUAAUAACUUUGUUCAAUGCAUUAAAAGGUCAAGGAUUAAAAAAUAUGUCUCCCAAACUGAACCUGUGUUUUGUGAUUUUAAAUGUUAAAGUGUUAUAACAGCUGAUCAUUCUGUGGUGUUGCAGAAAUGUAAUCAUCUACCAACUCUACUAAAAUAAAUCAAAGUGGCAAUGCGCACCCGGGUACCAGAAGUGAGAGGUUGGGAUUAAAAAACUAUUUAAAAUAUUAUUGUUGGGUUUGUAAGACAAAAUGAUGUAUCACAUGAAAGAUAAUGAAUGGACAAUAUGUUUGUAAACUUACUUCUUCAGUUUAACUAAAAAAAACUAUUGCAAAUGAAAUCCGAAUAGCAUUGGUCCAAUGGGACCCGGGUGCGAAUGGCGGCGAUGCGUGUCCGGGUCCAUUUUGUCAUACAAACCCAACAAUGAUAUUUUAAAUAGAUUUUUAAUCACAACCUCUCACUUCUGGUACCCGGGUGUGAAUAGUCGCAGCCAAAAUAUAUAUUAUAAAUCUGAAUCAGAAGUUUUACUUGAAGGGGUGAUAACUAUAAUAAUAUUCAUACCAUAUGAUUCCUUUUCUAAUUUACUCACAUAACAUCUAUACUUAUAUGAGUCUCUGGAUUCUUUUUAAAUUAGUUUUGGUCAUUUUAGUGAUGCCAAAACAUAUCAAAAUUAAUUUUUUUUUUUAAAUUUUGAUACCACAGCACGUUUGCACUUGACAAGAAUUUAAUUUAUUAUAAAAUAUUACGUUAACCGAUUAUGGUUACUUUCAAAAGUAGUUUUGUAUGUUUUUGUUUAUCAGCCAGAACUAAAUGCAUUCUGUUCCUUUUAGGUAUAGCUAAACACAUGAAAUGGGGUCGUCAGGAAGAUGCCCAUGAAUUUUUGAGAUUUGUGGUUGAUCACCUCCAACAGUCUUGCCUGAAUGGAGAGAGCAAGUAAGGAGAUAGCUCGAACAUUCAAUGGAUGUUAUAAAUUGCUUAGUUUGUUAUUUUAUCUCUUAUUUAAACAAAAUAUAUUUACUUAAUAACUAAUAUUAAAUGAUUUUGAGAACAUAGUAAAAUGUAUUAAAUUGAUUUUAACUUCAACAUUAAUUAUAUUAACAGACUUCGUAAUAUUGUUUUCUACCUAUUUUGUUUACAGCAUUUAUACAAUAACUGUUAUUACUGGUACUUUCAGGCUUGAUCAGCUGAGUAAAGAUACUACUGUCAUUAACCAAAUAUUUGGAGGGUACCUAAGGAGUCAAGGUAAAUCCAUUAACUUGAUUAGUUUCAAAAUUCUAGGCAAAAAUCAUGUAAACCUUUUAAAUUCAACACAGUAUCCAAUCUGGCAAUGAAAUGUUUAUUUCAAGCCUUAUAAUCAUAUUCAUCAAUUUCAUUAAAAAAAAUUAGACUAAAUUUAACCCUGGAACUGUGGCAUGCAUCAUUCUGUGGUGUGGAGCUUUUCAGAGCUUUUUGAGUGCCUUUUGAAAUUGCAUUGUAUAACAUAGAAAUAUUGAUGCAAGACCCCAAUGAUUAUAUAUUUUUAGAAAGUUAAAUGGAUGGGGAUCAAGUUGGCCAUAUUGCCCACCCAGUAAAAAAAAUUUGCUCAGUGUCCUUGACCUUGGAGUGCUUAAGAAAAUAAAAAUUGACAAAAUGUCUUGCUUUCAAGUGCUCAUAACAUCAUUAAUUUUUUAUAGAUACACUUAAAACACAAAUGUUGUAGCCAAUUCAUUUAUCUUUCAGAAAAUGUAUAGUUUGCUAAGGUUUUGAUUACAAUUUAACCUCUGAAAUCAACUUUAGUAAUUUUUGGUCAUUGAUAUAAAAAAACAGGGACCACAGCUAAAACAAAGUACAAAAUACAAAAUCUCAGUGAAAAUAGUUAUUAUUGACUAGUAAACAUUUAAAUAGGAACUGUGGAACUGAUUUGGGUUGUAAAACUAUAAAAUUUAUUAGUUCUUAUCUAUAAUCUGUAGCUUUUUGAGAGCGUUUUGAGUGCCUCUUGAAAUUGCAUUAAAUGACAUUGAAAUAUUAAUACAAGACCCCAAUAAGUAUAUAUUUUUAGAAAGGCAAAUGGAUGGGGAUAAAGUUGGCCAUAUUGCCCACCCCAUAAAAAUUUUUUUGCUCAAUGUCCUUGACCUUGGAAUUCUCAAGAAAAAAAAAUCGACAAAAUGUCUUGCUUUCAAGUUAUCAUAACAUCAUUAAUUUUUAUAGAUUCACUUACAACACAAAUGUUGUAGCCAAUUCAUUUAUCUUUCAGAAAAUGUAUAGUUUGCUUAGGUUUUGAUUGCAAUUAAACCUCUGAAGGCAAUUUUAGUAAUUUUUAGUCAUUGAUAUAAAAAACUGGGACCACAGCUAAAACAAAGUACAAAAUACAAAAUCUCAGUGAAAAUAGUUAUUAUUGACUAGUAAACAUUUAAAAAGGAACGGUGGAACUGAUUUGGGUUGUUAAACUAUAAAAUUAGUUCUGAUCUAUAAUCUGUAGCUUCUGUGACUAAAAUUCAGUCAGUCCUUGCGGAACCUCCGGGCCUGGCUCGAAGUCAAACAGUAGCCUCAGUAAGCCUACUUCAGUAUCACUAAGACUAGUAUCAGAUUCACGAAAAGAAUAAUCUGAAGUGAGAUAUCAUGGGGAAUGUUAAAAUCAUCAUCAGUAUCACUUAAAUGCUUUAUUAAAAAGCUUUCAAAAAAAAUUAUAUCAGUUCUUGCACUGAAGGCCCGGCCAUAGCUUCCGCCAUUUUUGCUUUUUAAAAAACAGCGAUAUAAAAUUCCAAUUAAAAAGCACUUAUUGUUAAGUUAUCAGGAAACAGCUUGAUCCGGAAGUUGAUUUAAUUAUUAAUAAAAGGACAUGGCAACGAUUUUGGUUAUUAUUGGAUUGGAAGUUGCUAUCGGACCGUGUUUUUUAUCGGCUGCCACAGCAAAAAAAAAAAGAAUAUCUGCCGAUUUUGUCGGCCGACCACAGUUCGAGGGUUAAAUGGUUAUACAAAAUACAUUUUUUCUGCUUUCAAAACCCUCCUUUUUUAAUGACUCCUUUCUUAAAACAUGAACUAUGCAUUUGGGAAAUUUACAGUUAAUAAUAGAAGUGGUAAGGCUUUGAACCCCAAAGACACAUAUUCGGCUUUAGUUAGUUAUACAUAGACAUUGCAGUGCUAAAUAAUUAAGAUAUAAUUAUUUUCUCCUUUAUAUAUCAGCUAGUUGUAACCUAUCUUCAAAAAUAUUGAAGAUGGAAUGACUUUCUAAAUAACUUUAUUUUUAUUUAUAAAACUUUGAUUUCUUUUGUUGUGCCUAGUAUUUUUACAAAAUAUUUGCAGUUCACAAUUAGAAAUUACAGUUCAGAUGUAUCAUGAGUAUUAUUAUGAGUUUGAAACAUGACAGAAUUCUAAACCUUUCAGACUUCAGUUAAAACAUACAAUAUUUUAUCUACUAAUUCUUCAGUGACUUGCCUGAGAUGCCAUGCUAAGUCUAACACAUUUGAUCCCUUCAUGGACAUAAGUUUGGAUAUAAAGGUGAGUUGAUUAGUGGCUCUAUUCUUUCUUAACUACUGUUAAAUAAAAAUUAAAACCAAAUUAGUUAUUAAUGGUUUUGAAAAGCAUUUUUAUUUAUGGAUGGAAGAUCCAAAGAAGUCAAGAAAUAUGUAGUUGUCUGAAGACCCAUCCACAUUGACUGCAUUUAAAAAAGGCAGCCUGUGCUGGACAGGACACCUUGAUAGUAUGCCAGAUCAUAGAGGAGCAAAAGUAUUUUACAGACUGAAACCAAUCAGCACCCGGCUGACCAAAACUGAGAUGACUUGAUGUGGAGACAGAUUUACAUUCGAUGGAGGUCCACGUAAAGCCUUGGGAUGUUGUGGACCAGCAGACCAGAGCCCUACAUAGGCUUUAGCACCGUUGAGGAUAUAUUGUAUCAUUAAACUCCAUCACAAACACAGUAUUUUAACACCAUUUUUAGAAGACAAAGACGGUUUUAUUUAUUUUCCUUUGCUUGGCAAAUCUCUUAACCCACCUUGUUCCAGAUAAUUAAUUUUUAACUUUCACUUUAUCAUAACUAUAAACAGUUUCUCUAGCCAAAAAUAAAUCAUUUUUAGUGUUCAUUUCAAAUUUAUUGGCCACAUUUUGAAAAUUGGGCUAUGUAUUUUCUGUAAAGCUUAUAAAAUAUGAUGUCAGAUUGGCUUGUCUCAUGGUUAAAUGAAAGCAAGCAACUAAACUAUUUCUGCAAUGUGCGGCAUUGUACAAAAGAACAUUAAAAGUUGUAAAGGUGUAUGUUCUAUAUAAUUCAUGCAUUUUCUGAAAAGGUUAAUUAGGAUUGAUUAGUUACAAUGUUUGAACAAAAAUUAUUCUAGGGUGUUAAUACAGUAGAAGAUGCCUUGGCAAAGUUUGUGAAACCAGAGACUUUGGAACAGGAAAAUGCUUACAAAUGUCCUAAGUAAGUUAGUUCAUUAUUUUGUUCAUUGAUGUUGAAUACGUUGAUGUUAGACUCAUUAUGAGACUAUUCAAUGCAUGUCGAAGAUUUCUAAAUUUCUUGUGGGUUCUUUGUUCCGCAGACUUAUGCUUUGACCUUAUUAAAAUAAAAAAAUGUUAAGUUUAAAUUUGUUAGUUUAAUGUAGAAUUAUUUUUUACUACAUUAUUAGAAUGUUGCUGAGUUUAAAAUUUAAUAUUAAAGGGAACAUCAAUAUGAUAAUACCAGAAAAUUUACCUAUAAAUUUUUUUCAACAGCUGUAAACACAAGGUGCGGGCACAGAAGCGAUUUUCUAUCCAAAAGGCCCCUAAUGUUUUAACUCUCCAGUUGAAUAGGUAAAAAGAUUGAAAUUAAACAACACAAAAAUGCAAAAUUAAUUAAGUAAUUAUCACAUUUAAAAACCUGUCAAUGGUGAGAAAGCUUUUUUAAUUCCUACAAUUCGAUGGCCCAUCAUUAAAAAAUUCUGAAAUGCUAACCCUUGUAUACCAACAACAAAAUUAAAAUAAAUAGCUAAAAAUUAGAGGUUAAAAUGGAACCAAACAAAUGGGUUAUUUGAGUUCCUCUUUCUGGUUAAACAAAAUUAUUAUUAUGGGCUUCUUUUGACAAAAAUUUCUAUGAAGGUCCACUAUAGUUGCCUCAUUUAUAAUAAACCCCUCGAUCUUUCAAAAAUAUUUUAUUUAAAUGUUGUUUAGUUUUUAUAAAAUAAAACUGUGUCACUGUUUCAUUUUAGAUUUGACUUUCAUCGACAUCUGUCAGGAAAAAUUACAAGAUUCAUUAAAUAUCCAGAGAAAAUUAACUUGAGAAAUUACAUGAGUCAAAGACAGGUGGGACAAAUUCUGAGCUAUACAAUUUUUAUUCUUAAUGUAUAUCCAAAAGGUCAUUGAAUUUAGUAAUACAUUCUCAGAUUACUUUCAUAACUUUUUUAUAAAAAGUUCCUCUUGACAAGAUCUAUAUGUUUUAUUAAUAAAAAAUUCUGUUCUUAUUAAAAUAUAUUAUUUUGAACUGUGCGCUUUUUAAUUUUUGGAAGUCAAAUCAUUUUAAUUUUGUAAUGGAAGUUCAAAUAAAAGACAUCACUUGCAUAAUUAAAUUGGAAAAAUGUAAGUAAUAAUAUUUUUUUAAUGAAUAUCCAGGAUGAACCCAUUUUGUAUCACUUGUAUGGUGUGCUGGUCCACUCUGGUCACAGCAGUGAACAUGGCCAUUAUUACAGCUACGUCAAGUCCCCUAGUAAAACUUGGUAUUGCAUGAAUGAUUCAGUUGUAAGUAUCAAAACAAGAAGUAAAAUAUAUAUUUAUGUGAGCAGGGUAGAUUAAAAUCACAAUUUAAAAUAAAAUGAUAAAAAAUCAGAUUUUUACAUUUUAAAAAGGAUUUUUGAGUAAAAUAAUAUAAAAAAAAAAUUGUAAAAUCUUAAUGCAAUCCUUUAAAAGGAUUUUCAUAUUUUUUAUCAAAUAAUUACCUUAAAAUAAAAACUUAUAAUCAACGAUGGUCUUAAUAUUAUAGUAUAUAUCUCUUAUAUAAGAAUUUCAAUUUCACACUUUUAAAUUAUCAAUGUCAUAAUAGUGUCAUUCGUCAAUGCCAUUUGAUUCCACCAAAACCUUCCAAUUAAACAGUUUGAAAUGGAAUAACUAUUUUUCAAGCUUUCUAAACCUUUAGUCCAUAUCUAAUUUCUAAAACUAAAAAGUUUAAGUGAAUAAAUAAAAUAUUUAUUAACCCACGAACUGUGGCAUGCAUUAAAUUGUGGUGUGGAGCUUUUCAGAGCGUUUUGAGUGCCUCUUGAAAUUGCAUUAAAUGACAUGGAAAUAUUAAUACAAGACCCCAAUAAGUAUAUAUUUUUAGAAAGGCAAAUGGAUGGGGAUAAAGUUGGCCAUAUUGCCCACCCCAUAAAAAUUUUUUUUGCUCAAUGUCCUUGACCUUGGAAUUCUCAAGAAAAAAAAAUCGACAAAAUGUCUUGCUUUCAAGUUAUCAUAACAUCAUUAAUUUUUAUAGAUUCACUUACAACACAAAUGUUGUAGCCAAUUCAUUUAUCUUUCAGAAAAUGUAUAGUUUGCUUAGGUUUUGAUUGCAAUUAAACCUCUGAAGGCAAUUUUAGUAAUUUUUAGUCAUUGAUAUAAAAAACUGGGACCACAGCUAAAACAAAGUACAAAAUACAAAAUCUCAGUGAAAAUAGUUAUUAUUGACUAGUAAACAUUUAAAAAGGAACGGUGGAACUGAUUUGGGUUGUUAAACUAUAAAAUUAGUUCUGAUCUAUAAUCUGUAGCUUCUGUGACUAAAGUUCAGUCAGUCCUUGCCCAACCUCUUGGCCUGGCUUGAAGUCAAACAGUAGCCUCAGUAAGCCUACUUCAGUAUCACUAACGCUAGUAUAAAAUUCACGAGAAGAAUAAUCUCAACUGAUACCUUCAUGGGGAAUGUUAAAAUCAUCAUUAGUAUCACUUAAAACCUCUCCUAAAAAGCAUUCAAACAUAUUUCUAUCAGUUCUUGCACUGAAGGCCCAGCGAUUGCUUCAACCAUUUUAUCUUUUAAAAAACAGCGAUAUAAAACGCUGAUUAAAAAUUAUUUAUUUUUAAGUUAUCGAGAAACAGCUUGAACCGGAAGAUGAUUUAAUUAUUAAUAAAAGAAAGUGGCUAUAAUUCCGGUUAAUUUUGGAUUGGAAAUUGCUAACGGACCGCGUUUUUUAUCGGCCGUCUCAGUACAGAAAUGGAAUGUCAGCCGAUUUUUUCGGCCGAUCACAGUUUGUGGGUUAAUAUAAAAAACAUAAAAUCGUGGAUUCAUAAUGGAUGAAGAAAAUAUAUUUUAUUUGACAUCAAUUAUACAUCAACGCAAAUCUAAAGUAAUUUUUAGCAUCUUUCAAUAAAAAUAUAUUAGAAUUACAGAUUAGAAUUACAAUUAAAAUAAAAAAAAUUAUCAGACCCAAAAAAAUGUGAUUUUAAAAGUAAAUCAAUGAUUUAAAUAAUCUCAAUGUUAUGUAUGAGAUUGUGUUUGUGAGUUAUCUGCAGUUAACGCCCCAGCAACUAUUGUAAAAAAUAUAUUUGCUGUAUCAUUUCUCUUUUAUAUACUCAUAACCAAAUUUUUAUUUUCCUUAGCAUUUAUAUUUAAGAAAUACUAUUUCUUGCCUUUCAGGUUCACCAAGCAGCCUAUAACAAUGUGUUCAAUGCGGAUGCUUAUGUUUUAUUUUAUGCACGUAUUAAGACCAACUCCUCCAGUAAUGGGAUGCCUUCUGCCUAUAGUGGUGCAACUCAAGUGAAAGGGCCUUCUUCACCCUCUAAGGUGUGUUAAAAGAUUUGGGUUGUUUACAUUCCUUUCUUUUGUUUUAAAACGUUUAUUUCUUAAUAGAAUUCAAUAACCUUUUCAAUGCGUUCACUGAUACUUAAGCAAUAACUUUUAACAUUUCUCUAGGUGCCAUUCAUUGGACCAACACUACCAAAUCAUUUGAAGCCAGGAACUAGUUCAACAAUAAAUGGGAUUCCAGGUAAUGUUUAACAUGCAAUCUAUGGCAGGUUUUUCAUUUCAAAAAUAUUAUCUUUUUGAACACCCUUUUCCCCUUCCCCAAAUAAUAUUAAAGAAGCUGGUACCAGUACUCACAACUCUCAGUUUCUUUUGAGGUAGGGUCUGUUUGUGUUAUGAAAAGUCUGCCUUAUUAAGUGGAAAUCAAGUUGUUCAUGGUGACUUUUACAGACCUGUUUACUCUUACGAUUUUGGCGUACAAUGUAAGAUUUUGAGGUGUAUAUAUUAUAUUUAUACUGUAUGUUUAUUUUGUUACUAUUAAGAUAUUGUAUUGAACGAUUUUGUGAUGAUAUUGUACGAUUUUAAGAGUUUAAGGGUAAACAGGUCUGCUUUUAUUGCUUUGACUGCUGGGCCUCUUGGUCCGUGUUAAACCAUGUUCACCAAAGGUCUGCUUUAGCUUUGCCAGUCUGUUGUGAGUUUUCAAACUUUCACACAAUUAUGUGCCUGUGGUUAUUAAUUUGAUUUUCAAUGCAAGUAAGUUUUGCAACAUGUAGACACACACAUGUCAGCAGAACUCCAGAUUUAAGUAUCCCUUGGCUACUCUGUAUGUUGACUUAGAAGGUAAUUUGAUCAUGAUCAGUUACCCCCUGUAAUGCAUAGAUGUGCUAAUUUCCAUUUCUUCACAUUGGUGAGAGUUUUGCACCGUGUCAUUUUAUCAAUGAAAAUGCAAAGUAAAAUGUGAAGAUAUGACACCAUUUUUUAUAGGAUUGAUAAUGCAAAAAAACUUAUGGUUACAUGAAUAAUUUCCAUCUUCACUCCUAUUAAUGAUAAACUAACAAAUAGUAAAAUGAAGAAGAUUUAUUUUUGUUUUUAGGAAAACCAACCAGUGAACUUGGCACACCAAUAAAACGCCAAGAGGCUUCAUUUUCUCAAUCAGCAGUCAACAAUGGGCCAAAGAUUUUGCCUCAUAUUACAGCUGGUGGUACAUUACCUGGGGUGCACAAUAAAAUCUCCUUUCCUAUUUUAACGGUCUCACAGAAAAAGCUUCUUCAGCAGCAACAAGAUGAUGGCAAACGAAUUGUGCUCCAGAUUAAGCAUGGCAACUCCACAACUAUGGAAAAGUCUCCUGAUGGUAAAUCCAAGGUUGUCAAUGGGGGUCUAGCACCUGGCUCUGGGCUCGUCCCCUACAAUAGUGACUCAGACUCAGAACAAGAGAAUGCCAGCUGUCAAGGUUCUAAACCUACAACUCCAAACUCUCUAGCUAUAAAAACUAUUCAAGUGGAUGGUAGUUCCACAUCAGCUUCCAUUGCAUCAUCUUCCUGCAAACCAUCAGGAGAUUUCCACCAUCAUCAGGUGCAAGUCAAAAAGAUCAACUUUCCUAUGGCAAGUGGAGAUGCAAAAAAUAUGUCAGAAAAGGCUAACUCAGCACCAAUAAAAGGACAUGCAACUCUUGCAUCCAGUGACCCCCUUCCAUCUACCUCUCAUCAUAAACCAUCUACCUCCAACUCAAGCGUAACUAAAUUAGAGGAGCCACUCAAACAUUCCUCUGAAUUGUCACAAACUAAUAGCUUACAUAAAGACAACCAACACUCUUUUGUGGACACUUCCCAUGCACCAGGUAAGGGAAGCCUUGUCACUAUGGAGCUACCUGUUGUUAAUGUUUCGUCCUCUACAACAAGCAACUGUGCUAAAGUCAGAGCCACGGGUGGAAACUGGUUGAUUCAGUCCCAGGACUGUGCCCCGAGUCCUCGGGGCUCUUGUUCUAGUUCAAACAGUGUCAAUUCUACGACAGAAUGGACCGUCGAGUCCAAAGGUAAAUAGCAACAUUUAAAUGGGACACUUAAUUGAUUUGAAAUAAACUGAUUUUGGUCUAUUUCUUUUGACCAAGUUAUUUUUGCUACGAAAUUUAAGUCAAUUCCUAAUCCUCUGCUCCGCUCCUUCUUAAUUUUUUUGUAUAUGGUUUGACUUGUUUCUGAAAAAUUAUUGCAUGUUUUUUUCAUUGCUUUAACAUUGCAUUUUUGUUUUGAUAAUAUGAAAGGUCUGCAUUCUGUAUAAAUUUGCUUCAUUUGCUUCAUGUCCAAGGCCAAAUAGACACUUUAACAACUUUCUUUGGCGCAGUGAUCUAACUGCCUAUGAUUAGCUAGUUAAAGUCAAUGUGAAUCUUUUUGCAGAGAAAUACGAUUGACAAUUAUGCCCCCUUACCAUUUUCGUUGAUUUGGAUCUGUUUGUGUUUCUUAAAUUGUCUGAUGGUGAAUGUAUGUCCUGGUUGUAAAUUGAUUUAACUUGACAUUAAAGUAUUUACUCUUUAAAUAUACUAUUAUUUUUAUUAGUUACAUUUUGAUUUGUUGAAAACCUUUCAGCUGUCAGUGUCUGCUGUCACAAAUAUUUAUUAUUUUCAUUUGCUAAACGGAGGAAAACUCUUCACUAAAAAGUAAUAACAUAUUAUUUACUUCAAAUCUUCAUUAUUUUUUUCAUUGACUAUUUUUGUAUUGCUAUUUGUAUCGACACUAAAUAUUAACAUAACAUCUAGAGUAAUGUUAUGAAGAUUUAAUUUUAAUAAAAUGUUUUAAAAUAUUACAGAAAUGUCAUUUGGUGCGAGACAUGGGGAUAAUGGAUUGGUCAAGCCUGUGUUUAUGACGACUGAUUUAAAUAUUCUAGAGACAGUCAACCAAAGUAAAGACAUUAUGGGAAAGAAAUUAACUGGCAAUUUAGACUCCAAAUCAUGCAAAAAAGAUUCAACCACAAAAGGAGGUAUAUCUCUACCACUUCCUGACAAGCUGCAUAGCUCUUCCUCCAGCAGCUCUCAAGCCAGUCAUGUGGGAUCAAAGAAAAAGAAACACAAGAAAAAAAGCAGAAAAUCUCACUAUGAUGAUGAUGAUGAUGACAUGAAGAAGAGAGGAGAUUAUCCUAAGAAAAAGAAAAAGCACAAGAAAAAAGAAAAAAACAAAGAAAGGAGAGAUGCUGAAAACUCUGCUAGUGACUCUGAGGGGUUCAAAAGGCACAAAAAGCAUAAACAUUUACAUAGUAGCUCCAGUAGUUAUAGCAGCAGUGAUGAUGGCAAGAAAAAAUCUUCUUACAAAGAAAGUGAAAGUGAGGAUGGCUAUGAAUGGGUCGAAAAAACAAAAGAGACAGCAGGUGUAAUCAAUGCGGUCAAAAGUAGUUUUAAAGGUAAGAAUAUUAGUCUAUAAACUUUCUAAAAAAGAUUGUCUUUUAAAAAAAAAAAAAAAAAAUCCUUUACAAUGAAAUAACACGGACAUUGACCCAUAAGCUUGUAUGAACAUGAAAUACAACAACUCUGAUUCAAUAAUUAUGGAAAUCAAUAGCAAUAAACACACCAAGCAAUAUCAUUUGGUUUAAGAUACCUUUUAUGCCUUAUGUUAUUUGAAUAUUUUUUUUCCCCUAGCAUCUGUCCAGUCAUGGGACCAUCAUAUCAAAGACGACCUUGCUACUAAGAAAGACUCUCACAGUGUGAAAUUAAAAUCUAACUGGGAUGGAACACGUGUUCCAAAAUUAGCAGCAAAUUUGGAAGGCAGCAGCUUUACUUUUGGAAGCAAUGGUCAUUAAAAGUUUAUGCUUUUCCUUUAAUAUAUUUGGGAUGGAAUUUUGAAACCAAAAGUUAUUUUACCAUGCAGGUCGUUAACUUUAUUAUGUGCUGUCUUUAGAUGUUUUUUUUUAGGAGAAAAAAAUUUGAGCUUUGUUUUGUCUUUUUCAAUCUUAAAGUAUUGUCAUGGGAAGGUGGCAAAAAUAACCUUGACAGUGAGGACAGAAGCAACAAAAGUAAAAAGAGACAUUGGUCUGACUUAUAUAACCAGGAAAUUGAUGCAGGAAAGGUAAGGUUUCAUUUUACAUUUGGAGUCAAAAUGAAAGUAAUUUUUUUUAUUUUGCUGAGAGUUACAGAUCAAAAUCUUCUUAAUUUAUUUAAAGAAUUAAAUGUUCAUUGAAUAUCUCCUAUGAUGAAAAAAUGCUUUUCCAAUAAAAAAAAUUUCAAUUAAGGGUAGAUUUUUAAUAACCAUAAAAUAAGCACCAGUAUCAUUUAUUUUUCAUCUUUUAUUUUUCUUGUGGAAAAAUAAAACAAAAGCUUUCACUUAUUAUAUGGCUUCUUUCAGACAAAGAAAGUUAAAAAAGUGUUUGACAACACUUUCCCAACAAGCAACCCAUUUCAGGAUUACCACUCAGAUAAGGUCAGUAUUAAAGGGGUUAAAUAUAGGGUUAAAUCAUUUAUUAUAUUUAAAACUUUAAAUGCCCAUGACAUUUUAAGGAAGUCAUGCAGUUUUUGUUGCACAUAAUCGCAAUGAGGAUUCACUUAUUCUGAAAACUUUCUCAUUUUGAGAAAAUAAAUGAUCCAUUGGAAAAUAUAAGGAAAGAUUGCAUGCAAAGGUGAACGCUAAAAGCUGAUUUGACAGAAAUAUUUGUGUCAAAUAUGAGAUAAGCCCAAUGCCGUUCAGCUUGGGGGAAAAAAUCUUAAUAUUAGGAUUGCAUGACAGAGAUUGAAAGAGAGAGAGAGAUGUAUAUGCUCCCACCUCCUAUUCGGCCCACCUCUUUUUCCAUCCACAUAAAUUAACUAUUACUCUGUCAUUUUUUGUGGUAUGAUGGAGUUUUUUUUACUGGAAUUUUUAUGUAAGAAUAGGAACAGACCUAGUUACUCUAUGAUUUUGGUGUACAAUGUAUGAUUUUGAGAUGUCAUUUAUGAUUGUACACCAAGUACUGCCGGCACUGCGAUCUUAAGAGACCGGUUUGAAAAAAUAUAUUCCGGUAAUUUUUAUGGUUUUAAAAAGAGUACAGUUUCAGUAGUACGUUUAAGUUCCUUUUUAAUUUCAGGUGUGGGGGGGGGGGGGAGAUCUCUAAAUAUUUUUGAAACUGAAAAUAAAUAUAUAAAUGUCAGUCAUCCUUUUUAUAUAAAAAUAUAUUUCGGUAAUUUUUUUGUUUUUAAAAAGAGUACAGGUUUAGUAGUACGUUUAAGUUCCUUUUUAAUUUCAGGUGUGGGGGGGGGGGGAGAUCUCUAAAUAUUUUUGAAACUGAAAAUAAAUAUAUAAAUGUCAGUCAUCCUUUUUAUACAUGCAAUGUGAAUAGUUAUUGUAGACAUCAUCCUGUAGGUUUAUUUAUUUACUAUUACAAAAAGCAUUGUAGGCAUUGGAGAUGGUGAAGUACUAAUCUGAAACAAUAUUGUAAUAUUUGGGAAUUCAAGGGUAACCAGGUCUGCUGUUUAAAAAUAACAGUUGUGAUUUAGAAUCACGAAGGUUCAAUUUUGAUAAGUUAAGGCUUACCAUUAUGUCUUGCUUACAAAGUUAGCUAAUCAUCUGUUGUUUUUUUUUUUAAAAUUGUAUGUUUUCCUAGGCCAGGGACUCAGCUACUUCAUGGAAACAAGAUCACAGCUAUCACCAGCAUCACAGACGGGAUAGAAACAGCAGCACAUCCUGGACUAAUCACUAAUCACAUUUUAUUUAUAAGAAAUCUUUUAACAACUUAUUGUUUGUUGCAAUAUAAGCCAUGCAAAUAUUUCUCAAUGGGAGUGAAGAGAUUACCAUUAGAUGCAUUUACCUAUGACGGUAGAAAGGGCUAGACCUUGUUAGAGUGAGAUGUACAGUUUCAGAUUGGUAAUGCUAUAACUUUCUAUAGAAUCAACUGUCAACUGUUGUCUGUAUUUUGUUUGUAAUGCAGC
Messenger RNA from Lymnaea stagnalis (great pond snail), 15813 nucleotides. The record is from the annotation of a GenBank genome assembly. Lineage: Eukaryota; Metazoa; Mollusca; Gastropoda; Lymnaeidae.